CAUAACAAAACCAAACUUAACUCGAUAAUAGAGUUUGCUGAAAUUUGUUUCAUAAAAAUAAAUAGAAUAAUUAAUUGUGUUUGCUUCAAAAAAAAUGUGAUUUAUUUAACUUUCGGACGUUCAUUGUGUUCAAAUCUUUCAAAAAUAAAAUGUAUUCAACGCAUACAUCACGAGUUCGUUUAUUAUAUAAAACAAUUUUGCGACUACAUAGAGGUCUGCCGGCUGAUUUACAACCAUUGGGCAAUAGCUAUGCACGCGACGAAUUUAAACGACAUAAAAAUUGUAAUGAAACCGAAGCGAAAAUAUUUAUGGUUGAAUGGACAAAUUAUGCAGUGAACUUGUCCAAACAGAUGGGAUUGGGUGUGCAUGGUAAGCCACAACAUGACAUCGGUGAACAUUUGAAAGAAGACGACUUAGAUAAAUUCAAAGAAGAUCAAGUCGUUCAAUUGUAUGAACUGAUGAAGGCGGCCACACAAAACGAUGACGACGAUUCAUCUGGCAAAAAGUCAUGAUUGAAAUAAAACACCAAACACAACAACAACAGCAAUUUGUUUGAAAAAAUAUAGCAAAUUAUUUAUUUAUUUAAAAAGAUAAAGUAAAUUGUAGGUAAUUUUUCAAAAUAAAUUCGAGCAAUUAAGAUUCAAUGUGAA
Contarinia nasturtii (swede midge) is the source of this 650-nucleotide messenger RNA. It is a transcript of the gene Sdhaf3, whose product is annotated as succinate dehydrogenase assembly factor 3, mitochondrial. NCBI's taxonomy places the organism in Eukaryota, Metazoa, Arthropoda, Insecta, Diptera, Cecidomyiidae. The transcript has 2 exons. Gene Ontology annotation, biological process: mitochondrial respiratory chain complex II assembly; succinate metabolic process. The record is from RefSeq and is a predicted model, not a curated record. Gene Ontology annotation, cellular component: mitochondrial intermembrane space; mitochondrion. The coding region runs from base 150 to 512 and encodes 120 amino acids.